This is a messenger RNA of Mugil cephalus (flathead mullet), 6805 nucleotides long. RefSeq names its product supervillin-like. Gene Ontology annotation, biological process: actin polymerization or depolymerization; cytoskeleton organization; actin filament severing. Bases 1459 to 5952 code for a protein of 1497 amino acids. Gene Ontology annotation, cellular component: cytoplasm; actin cytoskeleton. Lineage: Eukaryota; Metazoa; Chordata; Actinopteri; Mugiliformes; Mugilidae. The transcript has 29 exons. The record is from RefSeq and is a predicted model, not a curated record. Gene Ontology annotation, molecular function: actin filament binding; phosphatidylinositol-4,5-bisphosphate binding.
CUGCGUUAGUCUGCGCUUCAAACAAAUAAAUAAAUGACAGUCAGUCCUGUAUUAAAUCUCAUUUCUAACCGUCCUUAAUUGAACACAGGCGUUUCUGUUGUGUAGCCCAACCCCACUGACUGCAAUCGGAAUAACAGAAACACACGUCAGUUGCAACACAAUGCACCAAACUGAAAGCACGCUGAACCUGCACCUCUCUGUUAUUUUAAACUAAUACUAAACGCCGAAACUAUUCGCUUUAACUUGUGCACCGGCCGGACUGGUAACAGCUCUCUUUAUGUAACACCACUGCAAAAGCCUGUUGCACCUCAAAACUCCUUCACUCCCUACUGAACCUUUACACAACUCUAUCCUUUCCUUUUGUGUUAAGACAUCUGGAUUCACCCUUUUUUCUUUCUUUUUCUUUUUUUUUUUUUGAACCCAAUGUCUUACUUUGGGCUUGGCAAACACUGACUUGUUGAGUUGUUCCCCCCAGCGCCCUGAGCAGUCCCUCUGCAAACAGUGACAGAAAGGAGCGAGCAUUUCUGCGAAACCACCUGUGAAAACAAAGUGCGAGAAGGCUGAGAAGGCUGAAAUGCCUCCGUGGCCCCCGCUGUCGGGCUGCUGCGCGUUUUUUUUUUUUUUUUUAUUUGUCCCGCCCCGGCCGCGGUCCUGCAGAUGGGUUAAUUUGGCGCAGGCUCAAUUGAAAUCUGAGUUUAUCUUGUGCGAAAGUACCGUGACUGUGCAAAUAACUGCAGGCUGCUCGGGUAGCGUUGUGUACGUUUUGGGGUGGAGGGUUCUCGCCGGAACGCGGUGACGCACUCCUCGCGAGGCUCGCAAACCAGGUUGGGAAAGGAGAGACGGGAUCAUUUCCAUAGUUAUGUGCAAAAAAAAAAAAAAAAACACAAAAAAAACGCCCACUCAUGUCUAAAAAAUGCGCUCUUUAAGUUUCUGCUAUCUGUCAUUUCAAGAACUGCUGCUCCUUUCUUUGAAAUGAUGAAUAGACGCAUUGACGCUCCGUAUCCAAGGGCUAUGGUAUUUGAGGCUUGCCAGACUGUAAUUUUCCCGCUGUGAGGCGUCUCGAUGGGCCUGUGUCACAACAGGCUUCCCGGGGCCUUCUGUAACCAAGCCGCUGUUGAGCAAGACAGAAAGCGACUGAUAAGAGUAUUUGUGUGUGUGUGUCAGGACCUGAGCAGGACGGUACGCGUUGAAGCUGCAGGGGAACAGCAGCGUUGUUGCAUUGUCGAAGAAGCGCCCGAGCCGAGGGAGUGUCACCUGCGUAAUCCCGCGGCUCUUUGCCUGCCGUGUCUUUGUCACCGCGUGAAGACCCCAAACAAAGAGAGGCAGGCGCUUUGCUGUUGUCACGUAGAGCACUGGGAUGGUUUUGGUGGAGUGAGACAUCGCUCACAUCUCAUUUUAAAAAAAGAACGACAACAGCAACGUUGCAUCUUAUCACUUUAAACUGCCUCAAGCUGCAAAAUGGACGGAGUAGACACCUUGCAGAGCUCUGCCCCGGAGACCAAGGCCGAGCGAAUUGCUCGCUACAAAGCAGAAAGAAGGAGGGAGCUGGCUGAGCGCUAUGGCAACAUGGAGGACGUCACCUCCAGAUACGUCCGCAAGGACAGGAAAACCGGGGACGCGUCGGAGACGACGUCUUCAGCCGCCAAGGAGAAGGAGAAACACGAGGAUAACGGAUCAGAGCAAACGCAUACGAGGAGGGGCCUGCGGAGUAAAGCGUCGGAGUCCGUGGAGGAGCCUGAGAACAAGCAAGAAAAAGAUGCUGAUGCUCAACUCAAAGCAGACUCCAGCUCCAAAUCUGAGCUUUAUUCCUCCACGAGGACGUCCUCUUUCUCCCGGCGGCUGGAAAGUGGUGACACAGAGGAGCCGAAGGCUGAUGUGAAGCCUGUGGAAUUGAUCAAGAGGACUGCAACGUCCCAGACGUCUCAUUUAAAGGAAGAGGAGAGGACGAAGGAUGGACGGAGCGGUCGUCACGCCGAUGACGGAGUGAAGCAUCAGCUAAUCAGCAGCGACGAAGAGGAAGCCUCAGCAGCCCUCCCUAAAACUGACCCAGGCGAUGCGAUGGAAGAGAAAGAGUCUGCAGAUGAAGCGUCACUGAAGGAGCGGCAUGAGCAAACGUCUGCUGCAGAGGAAAAGAAGUCCUCCAGUCUUCUCUCUGACACCGUUCUCCCAAUCAGCAAGAACAGAGAAGCCUCUCCUCCUCCCAGUCCUCCAUGCCAGUCCUCCUCGUCCUUGCUCCAGCGCCAAGACUCAGGACCUCACGGGAUCAAGGGAAUCUUAAAGAAGAGCCGCUCCACCAGCGUGGAGUCGGACCAAAGCGAGGGCUCCACGCCUGAUCACGGGCCGCCGGUCCGGCAAAGCAGCGUCACCCUGAGCCACCCUGAGAGUGAAGAAGAGGAGGAUGUGUUGGAGGAGGAGGAGGAGCAGGAGCAGGAGCAGGAGGAGGAGGAGGAAGAGAUGGAGUUCGACAAAGUUGACGAGUCGUUAACGGAAGACGUCACAGACGGAGGGAGCUUCAGCGUUAACAGGCAACGGGAGGAGGACGGCAGCAGGAGCAGCGGCAGCAGUAGGGGAGGGAGCUUCAAGGAGGUGCGCAGCCCGUCGCCUGAUGAGAGUCUGGAGAGGAGCUCCUCGGUGUCCGAAGAUGUCGAGGAGCUGGAGAGCAGCUUGGAAGGAAGUGUGGGCUCGUCUCUGAAGCAGAGAUUGGCAGAGUUCAACAGUGGAGAAAAUGACACACCGAAGAAGACGAAGCCGUCCAACCUGAUCAACACACCGCUGUCGGAACGCUUCAACCUGCUUCAAGGUGCUGAAAAUGCCUGGAAGAAAAAGAAGUCCAGCGUGGACGUGGAGCCUAAGAUGUCCCUGGCAGAGAGGAUGAAGAUCCUCAGGGAGAAGGAGGAGCAGUGGAAGAACAAAGGGAAAGGAGCCGCCAACGACUCGGUCCAGUUCACCGUGGCCGGACGCAUGGCCAGGAGAGGUGUCACUUCAGAGGAGUCGCCCAUUAUCUCCCUCAAAAAGUGUAACGCCACCCCCGUGAAGCCCCACGAUGAAAUCUCCAGUAGAACAGACGUGAAGGUGGAAGGAGACAAACGCCUCGACAAGCUGGAGUCCUUCCUGGACAAGCUCCACAAUAAAGGUGUGAGCAAACACAAGACGUCCACCAUCGAGGUGACGGCUCAGACCGAGAAAGAAGUGAUGACGCUGGACGACGACGAGACGUUCGGUAACUUCUACAAGUCCAUCUCCUACUCGUCCUACACGUCCCACGAGUCCACGGUGGUGGUGACGGACGAGGACCUGAGCCAGAUACAAGCAAAUACUCCAAAACUAACUUCCUCCGUAGCUGAACAUAAACGCGCCGUGCGUCCCGCCCGGAGGAACCAGGGCUCCAGGAACCCUCUGAAGGCUCUGGCCGCCCGGAACGACAUCCGGCAGGUUUACACGGAGCAGAGGCUGAACGUGGCCUCGGUGGAAACCAAGAGGAUCCAAGUGGAGAGAAUGGCCAAACACUCCAACCUGGCUGACGUGGCCUUGGCCGGGCUCGCCAGCAAGGAGAACUUCCGCAAGGUCAACCUGCGCAGUGUGAAGUCCACGGAUGUUGUGACCAACAACAGCGCGGUGCCCUUCAACAAGCUCAUGCUCAUUCGCAUCAAAGGUCGGAGGCACGUCCAGGUGCGUCUGAUGGAGCCCACGGCAAAGUCUCUGAACAGCGGCGACUGCUUCCUGCUCAUUACGCCCAAGCACUGCUACAUGUGGAGCGGAGAGUUCGCCAACGUCAUUGAAAAGGCAAAGGCAUCGGAGAUGGCGUCGUUCGUUCAAGCCAAGAGGGAUCUGGGCUGUAAGGCCCCUCAGGUGACGGUGCUGGAGGAGGGCAUCAACACCGAGAGCAAAUGGGCCAAAGAGUUCUGGAGUCUUCUGGGUGGAAAGACCAAAUACAGAGGGGCCGGAGAGCCAGAGGAGGACGAGCUGUAUGAGAGCGGUGUGGUGGACUCUAACGGGGUCUACAGGCUCCAGGGAGACAAGCUGGUGCCUCAUGAAGAGGCCUGGGCCUCCAUCCCCAGCGUGACCUUACUCGACUCUAAAGAGGUCUUAGUGUUUGACUUUGGCAGCGAAGUGUACGUGUGGCAUGGGAAAGACGUGCCCCUGGGCGACAGGAAAGUAGCGGUGAAACUGGGCAAACAGCUCUACAGCGGCAGCUACGACUACAGCAGCUGCAGAGUGAAUCCUUUAGACGCCUCCUGCACCAACAAGGAUGUGGCUCAGCAGGGGGAGAGUCGUCCGAGCUGGGCUCUGUUCGGCCGUUUGUCGGAGCACAAUGAGACGUCCCUGUUCAGAGAGAAGUUCCUGGACUGGGCCGAGAGGAAGAAAGAGGAAACGGCUCAAACAGAGGAAAUCAAGAGCCCCGUUCACUCCACCACGCGCCCCCCUCUGGAGCAGGAGCUGCAUCCGUGCGACGCCAAAGUCCUGCUGGACAACGAGCCGGAGCCGGUGAAAACGCUCCUGGAGGGGGUGGACGUGCAGCGGGGCCACGGCCUGGUGCGCACGGAGGACGGGCGGCAGGCGGAGCUGGCCACCGUGGACGUGGAGGCGUGGCACAUCAAGGAGCACGGGGAGGAGGAGCUGCCCAAAGAGAGUCUGGGCCAGCUGCACGACGGCGACGCCUACAUCAUCCGCUGGAAGUACUCCAUCACCACGCUCGUGGGGAAGCGGCAGAAACCUGGAGAGCUGAGCGCCGGAGCUCCUGGAAGAGAGAGGGUGGCUUGUUUUUUCUGGCAGGGCCGUCACUCCAGCAUCAGCGAGAAGGGAACCUCGGCUCUGAUGACGGUGGAGCUGGGCAGCCACAGGGGCUCACAAGUGUUGGUGAGUCAAGGCAAAGAGCCUCCGUGCUUCCUGCAGCUCUUCCAGGGAGGUCUGAUCAUCCACAAGGGGAGUAGAGAGGGAAGCGUUAACAACACAGGGUGCUGGAGGCUGUUUUGUGUCCGUGGGGAGGCCGAGGUGGAGGCCUCCCUGGUGGAGGUGGACUGCCAGCGAGCCAGCCUGCGGUCCCGGGCCAGCCUGGUGCUGCUCAACGCUAAGACGGAACGUCUUUACCUGUGGCAUGGAUGCAAAGCACAUGUAGGCGCCAGAGAGGUGGCAAAAAGGGCUGUGGACAAACUAACCCAGAGGUGUCCCUCGGAGUUGGGACUGAGCAGCGGCAGCAGUGUGAAAGUUGAGGAGGUGGAGGAGGGAUCUGAACCUGCAGAGUUUGUGAAGGCUCUGGGUUCACAGGAUAAGAAAGCGUACGACUGUAUGCUUCAAGAUCCAGGAAAAUACAACUACACUCCCCGGCUCUUCAGGCUGAGCGCCAGCUCUGGGGUGUUUGAGGGGGAGGAGCAGCUGUACCCCGCCCGGGUAGUGGAGGGAGUCAUGGCGCUGCCUUUCCUGCAGGACAACCUCUACUCUGUACAGCAGCCAGCCCUGUUCCUGCUGGACAACCGUAUGGAGGUGUAUCUGUGGCAGGGCUGGCAGCCGGAGGACUCGCAGUCCACCGGAUCGGCAAAGAUGCGCUGGGACAACGAGAGGAAGUGUGCAAUGGAGACGGUGCUGCAGUACUGCAAAGAGAAGAAUCCUCGGCGCCCCCCUCUGGCCUAUCUGGUCCUAGCAGGCUGUGAACCCCUGACCUUCACUAACAUCUUCCCGUACUGGGAGAAGGACUCCAGCGUCGCUUCAGGAGUCGACAGCUCCAAGAGCAAAGUGAUCCUGGUGAAGGAGGCUCUGUCCAACCUCAGUAAAGAGCAGUACUCCAUCGAGGAGCUGACCAGGAAGCCUCUACCAGAGGGAGUGGACCCUCUACGUCUGGAGGAUUAUCUCUCAGACGAGGACUUCAAGACGCUUCUUGAGAUGAGUCGAGUGGAGUUCAACGCGCUGCCAAACUGGAAGCAGAAGAACCUGAAGAAGAGCAAAGGUCUCUUCUAAACAAAACUACAAACUUCUACAAAGAUCAGGUUUUUUUUUUGUUGGUCUGUUUGUUUUUUUUCGAACGUUGUCCUGAAAAGUUUUUACAAAUCUGUUUUUUUUGUAAAGCAUUAGCAAAAGAAGCAAAUGUACAAUUCUGUUCAAAUGUCUAUUUUUAAAAAGCCAGUGUCAUUUUUAAAGUUUCCCAGUGUCACUGAAAUAUUUUAGCCAAGAAUUAUGUGCAAUUGUUAAUCUCAUAAAAAAAAAGUUACCCUUGCAUUAUAAAUAUGUAAUAUACCAUGAAUGAAUGAAUGAAUGUGUUAUUUAGUUUGUCUCUGUGUCUGUGGUAAAACUGAGGGAAGUUUUCAUCAUUAUUUUAUUUUUUUAACAUUUCAUGGAUCAAGAAAAAAAAAAAAAACACAGUUGAAGUUGUCAAAAAAGAGUCAAAAACAAGUCGGUGCCUGGUACAGGAAAAUGUUUUUACCUUUUUUAAUUCCCAUUCUAUGAAAAAAAACAAAGAACAUGAGAUCCUGUUAAUAAUCUGUGUUAGUCAGACGUUGGUACUGGAUACUUCCUGGUUCUUAUAAAUAAUAAUUGUUCCAAUUAUUGCAGAUUCUUGGACCAAAAUCUGAAUCUUUGUCUCGUUCUACGUGUUUUUCUUUGUGCGUUUGUGUUGAACUUUAAAAGUAUUAUGUAAACCGUCAUGUAUUCAUUCAUACGUUGCAAUCAGACCUGUAUUAUACAAACCCCCCCCUUCUCCUCCAGCUACAGGGGCCUGCUUCCAUUUUUUUGGCACAUAAAGUCGGCGGCGUGGGAGUGAGAUGCUAAUGCUCAGUAUUCCCUUUUAAAUAAAACACAUUUUUUAAAAAUGAAA